Messenger RNA from Callorhinus ursinus (northern fur seal), 276 nucleotides. The record is from RefSeq and is a predicted model, not a curated record. Lineage: Eukaryota; Metazoa; Chordata; Mammalia; Carnivora; Otariidae.
AUGGAGCCCAAGAAGCUGCUGAACAUUGGAUUUCUGCUGUGUUCCAUGAGUUGCCUCUUGUUGGAGACUGCAGCUUCCUCUACAUCACCUUUAUCUGCCUUUGGAAUACAAGACAAAGCAGGAUCGAAACCACGCUCAAGGGAAAACCACAGGUUCUGGCUCAGUAACUUCAGAGAUUACUUGUGGGAUCUCAUCAAGAGCUCCAUACCUCCAGCAGCUAUUUUUGCUUUUCUUCUCACCAUAGUCCUAGAGGGGACCCUCUGCUGCCUCACGUAA